Cyanistes caeruleus (blue tit) is the source of this 2502-nucleotide messenger RNA. The record is from RefSeq and is a predicted model, not a curated record. NCBI's taxonomy places the organism in Eukaryota, Metazoa, Chordata, Aves, Passeriformes, Paridae.
AUGCAAGUGCACUAUGAAAGCAGCACUGGGAAAGCCCUGUUGGCUCAGCGCUGUGCCCGGCUCUGCCCCGGCCGUGCCCGGCUCUGCCCUGGCCGUGCCCGGAGCUNGGGCCGGGCCGAGCCUGUUGCUGCGGCGGGGCCGCCCGGGCAGCCGCUCCCGCAGCCCCUGUGCCCACCCCGGCGGGGGAAAGGCGCUUUGCCCUCGCUGAGGGGACGGGGGGCGGCUGCAGUGAGCGCUGAGAGCCCCCUCCCCGCCCGCAGCCACUGCGGUGGGAAAGAAAGUCUGGCACAAUUCUUUGUCUUUAAAUCCUUCGUUUCUCCCCAGAUCUGGCAGUCUGCUCUGAGCACUCUGAAUCCCAACCCCACGGACAGCUGUCCCCUGUACCUGAACUAUGCCACGGUGGCCGCGCUGCCGUCCAGGGUCAGCCGGCACAACAGCCCGUCCGCAGCGCAGUUCAUCACCCGCCUGGUCAGGAACUGCCUGCCAGGAGGGGUCAACAGAUGCAUUGUUAUGGUGUGUGAGCGCUCUGAAGUCUUCGCCUCCGCCUGUGCCCUGGCCAGGGCCUUCCCCCUGUUCACACAUCGGUCCAGCGCCUCCAGACGCACAGAGAAGAAAACUGUCACAGUGGAAUUCUUCCUGGUUGGCCAAAACAAUGGACCAAUGGAAUUGGCAACGCUUAAAUGCCUGGCCAGUGCCACCGAAGGGGUCCGGCUGGCCGCGCGCAUCGUGGACACCCCGUGCAACGAGAUGAACACUGACAACUUCCUGGAGGAAAUCAAAAAAGUUGGUAAGGAUCUUGGGAUUACUCCUACCAUUAUCCGAGAUGAGGAGCUGAAAGAGAGAGGCUUUGGAGGUAUCUAUGGAGUUGGAAAGGCAGCUCUGCAUCCUCCAGCCCUGGCAGUUCUCAGUCACACUCCAGAUGGUGCCACACAGACCAUUGCCUGGGUGGGCAAAGGUAUUGUGUAUGACACUGGAGGACUCAGCAUCAAGGGAAAGACUACUAUGCCUGGAAUGAAACGAGACUGUGGUGGAGCAGCUGCUAUUUUGGGUGCCUUCAAAGCCACUGUAAAGCAAGGGUUUAAGGACAAUCUUCAUGCUGUUUUUUGUCUGGCUGAGAACGCAGUGGGACCACGUGCAACGAGACCUGAUGACAUUCAUGUUCUUUACUCUGGAAAAACUGUGGAAAUCAAUAACACUGAUGCAGAAGGUCGCCUGAUCCUGGCUGAUGGAGUCGCUUACGCCUGCAAAGACCUUGGAGCUGAUAUCAUUCUGGAUAUGGCCACUCUUACUGGAGCUCAGGGAAUUGCUACAGGAAAAUACCAUGCUGCUGUUCUUACCAAUAAUGAAGAAUGGGAAAAGGCUUGUGUUAAAGCUGGCAGGAAUUGUGGAGACUUGGUCCAUCCUCUGGUGUACUGCCCUGAGCUCCACUUCAGUGAAUUUACCUCUGCUGUAGCUGAUAUGAAGAACUCUGUAGCAGACCGAGACAAUACCCCAAGCUCCUGUGCUGGGCUCUUCAUUGCCUCUCACAUUGGCUUCGACUGGCCUGGGGUGUGGGUGCACAUCGACAUCGCUGCUCCCGUGCAUGCUGGCGAGCGAGCUACUGGCUAUGGCGUGGCUUUGUUGCUGUCCCUGUUUGGAGGGGCCUCUGAAGACCCUUUGCUAAACCUGGUGUCUCCCCUGGGGUGCAGUGGGGACUCUCCCCCCGAGGAGAUGGAGAGGGACUCCAAGAGACGGCGCCUGGUUUGACACGGCCGCAGCCCUGCCGGGGUGUGGGGUUACCUCACUUUGCACUGAUCUGUUCUCAAGCAAUGAAAUGUCACAUGUCAGAAAUUGCCUUUUUUUUUUUUUUUUUUUUUUUUUAACUAUCAUGAUAAGAUUUAUUACUUGUUUCUGAUAAAAACAGCCUGAUGUAUUGUUUAGUUUGUUUUGGGGUUUUUUUUUUUAAAUUAUUGGUGCACACAGUUGAUGAACAAUAUCAGUGGUGCAGAGUCCAGGCUCAACUAAUUAUAUCAGGAAGAGGCCACGACCUCCUCUGAGCUCCUCACAAAACCUAACCAAGUGCAUUAAUGCAUGAGAAGCUCUCUCUAGUCUGAACAAGCAACUGCAGCUAUUGCUUACAAAGUCUGAAUUACUUAUUAUAUGUGAGGUUUUAUCAGACAUUUCUGCAGGCCCCACUACAUCUCAGAACACAGGACAAGGAAAAAAAAAUCUCUGUAGACUUGGCUUAUUCAGAGACAAUUUAGCUUAGCAGCAAAGGAGAUGUAAUGAGAAAAGGCCUAUAGUUUUAAUAAGGUGCUGUUUCCGCAUGUUUUAAUGUUCUUCUGACCAGUAAAAUCAGCAAGAAGGGUUCAGAACAUAUCUCUAUGAAAUUGUUUCACAUACAAAUUACAGAAUGUAUUCAUGUUAAAUGGGGAAAACAAUAGAGGGACUGUGAUUGAGUAAAAUCGGUUUACAAAGCAGAGUGGCUUCUUGCCACUUAAUAAAUUUAUUAUUAUUAAAGAA